Seriola aureovittata is the source of this 2532-nucleotide messenger RNA. Its product is annotated as nodal homolog 2-A-like. Gene Ontology annotation, cellular component: extracellular region. The coding region runs from base 1 to 1230 and encodes 409 amino acids. Gene Ontology annotation, biological process: BMP signaling pathway; SMAD protein signal transduction. Gene Ontology annotation, molecular function: cytokine activity; type I activin receptor binding; growth factor activity. Lineage: Eukaryota; Metazoa; Chordata; Actinopteri; Carangiformes; Carangidae. The transcript has 3 exons. The record is from RefSeq and is a predicted model, not a curated record.
AUGAAGGGACUAGCUGCGGAUUUCUCUUGUGCGCUUCUUCUUCUUCUUCUGGUGGAUUUGGCUCUGGGUCUCUCUCCUCGGAUGCACCCUGACGCACUGCUCCGUGGGAUGGGCUCCAGGCGCACCGUGCAGCGGCAGCAGACCAGCAAGCUGCCCCUCUACAUGAUGCAGCUCUACCGGACUAUGCUGACCGAGGACCGGGCCGGGACUCCGGCUGCCACCGUGAGCCAGACUAGGACGGAGGACAACGCCGGUCUGCAUGACUCCGACUCUGUGAUCAGCCAUGUCGCUAAAAGUUGCCAUCAGAUUGGCAAGAGGUGGUCCGUCACCUUUGACAUGUCCUCCAUGUCUGCAAGCGACAAUGUCCAGCUGGCUGAACUUCGCAUCCGUCUGCCCGCCUUCACCGAGUCUUCCCGAGCCUCAGUGGACAUCUACCACUCCCACAGGGACCAGUGCUCCGACAUGCACUGCCCGGAGAGCAGGCUGCUCCUGGGCAGCCUGAGAUCUCGUCCCAGUUCGAUGGUCUCCCCCUCCUCCUGGAAGGUGUUCAACAUGACAGAGAUGCUGAGCCGCUGGCUGCAGCAGGAGCACUCCACGCAGAGGACGGAGGAGGAUGAGGCUGAGGUGAGAGAGGAGGAGGAUGAAGAGCAGGUGGGAGUACAACACCCUACAGCGGACCGGGUCAUGAUGGUGGUCUUCUCCAGGCAGAACCCUAACGGCCAGCGAAUGCCAACGCUCAUCCGCACAGCAGAGCACUCCAAGUACGUCAGCCUGGACAGGGAGCGGGUGACGGCUGGCUCAAGCACCAGUGUGAGGAGCCACAGGGCCAAGAGGCAUCACCAGACCCAGCAGCACAGACGGAGAGUGGCCGGAGCUGUUCUUGCUGACAAACCCAGAGAGGAGGAGGAGAAGAAGGGUCCUCUCUGCAGGAAGGUGGACAUGUGGGUGGACUUUGAGAAGCUCGGCUGGAGCGAGUGGAUUGUUUAUCCAAAACAGUACAACGCCUAUCGCUGUGAAGGGAGCUGCCCUACACCAGUAGACGAGACCUUCACCCCAACCAACCAUGCAUACAUGCAGAGCCUGCUGAAGCUUCACCACCCAGACAAGGUGCCGUGUGUGUCCUGUGUGCCAACACGCCUGGCGCCGCUUUCCAUGUUGUACUACGAGAACGGAAAGAUGGUCAUGAGGCAUCACGAGAACAUGGUGGUGGAGGAGUGCGGCUGCAACUGAGCGAGAGACUUGUAAACCUUUUACAAAGGUUGGAGGUCAGAGAAACACUGGACUGUAGCCACUGAGUCACAGGCACAGAAGAGUACUGAGCUGCUCAGCGGCACAAAGUGGAUGCACGUCCACAGGCACUUUACAGACACGUCCAUGUUGACACUGGGACGGAGGCUGCUGCUGCGAUGCAGGACAUGAAAGAAGGGAACUACUGUAUAUACUGGACACUGCUCUCUAAAUUAAAGAGUUGUAAAUUAUUGGUACUUUUUGUAGAUUAGGUGACCUACAGUUGUGCCUUGGACUGCAAGUGGAUCAGCUAUAAUUCAAGGUUAUAAGGUGCGAUUAUGGUAGUGGGCUGAUCCAGUCAAGAUCAACUUAAAAGCACAAUACGAUCACUGACAGAAGCACUACUGAAGUUUCACAAACACAGCUGUACACACACAGUUUUAUAUACAAGCUGUGUUUUUAUGCUCAAUUAACUGAAAUUUUUAAUGCCAUAGAAAUGAGAAAUGCAGAUGUCAGAAUAGUGUAAGCGCUUUAACUUUAUUAAGAUGUUUGGGUCACAUUGAUCCAUUUGUGUAUGUACUAUGUGCAGUAAUACAAUAAAUUAUUUCUUAUGUUGAACAAAGUGUUCAGUGGUUUUUAUUACAGGGUUUAUACAAGAGUUAAGUUGCUAAACCUGAAAACACAAACACCUGACUAUUCUUGAAAUAUUGUAUAUAUGUGUGCCUGAAGUGUUUUGAAACAAUGUUUUACAGUUUUACAAGCGAAAAGAUUUGAAGGAUGAACGUGAUCUGGACUAAUGUAUCUCAGGUUAACCCAUGUCUGUUAAAGAGCAGUGCACAGCUGCUUCCCUGAACUUUUUUUUUAUAGAAAUUGUCUGCAGUUCCCCUCAAGUCUACAUGUCAGCACCAAAUAAUGGCACAUUUAACUGUGUCAUUUCCUGAGAAAUUGACAAAAAUGUUGAAAAAUGUCCUAUCCAGUAAUGUUGACAAAAGUGAGAGUAAAAAUUCCUGAAUCCGCCCCUUUAACCGGAGUGGCACCAAACUUUAAUGAGUCCUUCUCUGGCCCAUGACCCAUCCCUCCACUAAGUUUGGUGCAAAUCGGUUCAAUACUUGAUACAUAAUUUGUCAACAAACAAACAAACAAACAAACGGAUAGAUGCGGGUGAAAACAUAACCUCCUUUGCAGAGGUAAUUAACGGUUACAUUACAAAGUAAAGCUCAUAAUGUCUUUUUUUUUUUUUUUUUUUUAAUUUUUUAACAUUGAAAGUUUUAAAGACAUGUUUUUAAACUCAUGAAAUGACUCAAA